UUGCGUCUGUCUCAGCAAGUUCUUUCUGUCCCCACGUGCGGUACGCGUCGGUACCGUUUUCUUUGACGUCUCUCCCGAGUCUUUUGUGUUCAGCCCCCUAUUAGAUUUCUACGAUGCCUCCCAAAAAGACAGCAGUGAAAGCACAACCCGCGGCAGCGAAACCGGCGGCAAAAAGCCAGAAAACGGUGAAAAAAGUCGCCGAUGAAGACGAGGAGGACGACGACGACAUGGAGGAUGACGAUGAAGAAGAGGAAGCUGACGCCGUGGCACCUUCAGGCAUGGACGAAGAGGUAGAGGAGGAGGAGGACGAAGAGGCUGAGGAAGAAGAGGAGGAGGAGGCCAAGCCCACCAAGGCAAAGAACGGCCUGCAGGCAAAGGGUGCGGCAGCCGCAGAAGCAGACGAGGACGAGGAAGAAGAGGGCGAUGAGGAAGAAGAGGAGGAGGAGGAAGAGGAGGAGGCAGAAGACGAGGACGACGAGGGAGAAGGCGAUGCACCCCAGAAAAAGAAGGGAGCUGCAGCCACACCUGGUUCCAAGGACAAGAAGAAGGCUGGCAAGGCCGGCCAGGAGGCUUCUACGCCCAAGACCGGCAAGCGAAAGGCAGACGAUGACUACAGCGGAGGCGGCAGCGAUGCCAAGAAGCUCAAGCUGGAAGAUUACAUUCCAGAGUCUUGCAUUGAUAGCCUAGAAAAGAAAAAUAGCUGCAGUCUAAUCAUCACAUUGGGUAGAGAUGCACGGGCUUCUGACAUCACAGACAUCUCGGGAGACAUCAUCAACCUGGCACUGAAGGGAGACAAAGCCUUUGCGCGGUACAUAGACGAGGAGACGGCGGAGGCGAACCUGGAGGUGUUUGAGCAGGCGGUUGGCCAGGGCAAGGUGGUGCACGUGGAGCGGUGCUCGGCACCCCACGAGUCGGAUGCCCAGGGCAACAUGCUGGAUGUGUUCCGGGUGCCCUUCGACUGCAGCGUCAACCAGCUCAAGAAGCUCUUCCCCGGAUCACGAGUCUUUGUGCUCAACGAUGGCUUUGCACGACUCCACUUCCAGAGUACAGAGCAGCUCCUGAGUGCUGUACAGAACCCCGAAUGUCACACGAUCGGUGGAAACAGCGUUCGCUUUAGCCUCGUCAAGAAGUUUGGCGGUCAAGGUGGUGGUGGCUUCAAGGGCGGCAACCAGUCGUGGAACCAGGGAGGUGGUGGUGGCGGCGGCUACAACAGCGGCGGCAACCGCUCCUUUGGCGGUGGCCGGGGCGGUGGCGGCCGGGACAGCUGGGGUGGUGGCGGCGGCCGUGGGGGCCGAGGGGGCCAGUCCUGGGGAAGGGGGGGACGAGGAGGGGGAGGGGGCAAGUUUGGCGGGGGCCGAGGGGGAGGGGGCGACUACGGGGGCCGGGGGGGUGGACGUGGCAGGGGCUUCGGCGGACGAGGCGGCGGCCGUGGCGGCGGAGGACGCAAGUUCCAGGGGGAUGGGGGUGGUGACGAGUGAUGAAGCCUACAAGACGAAGUUAUCGCCUGGGGGAAAGGGGUGUGCACGGGGUUUUUUUCCCAUCGGAACCAUUUGUGUCCAAGUCUUUUCAUGAUUCAUGUCAACAGCGUAGAGCAGUGGACGUUGCAAGUUCCUGCUGGUUGGGAGGGCUGACAUCAUCCACAUGGUGUAAUAAAAUGCUGCCAUCCACAUC
Ixodes scapularis (black-legged tick) is the source of this 1671-nucleotide messenger RNA. RefSeq names its product nucleolin. NCBI's taxonomy places the organism in Eukaryota, Metazoa, Arthropoda, Arachnida, Ixodida, Ixodidae. The record is from RefSeq and is a predicted model, not a curated record. Gene Ontology annotation, molecular function: nucleic acid binding.